Molecule: messenger RNA, 2208 nt
Organism: Manduca sexta (tobacco hornworm)
Lineage: Eukaryota; Metazoa; Arthropoda; Insecta; Lepidoptera; Sphingidae
Gene: 128up
Product: GTP-binding protein 128up
Exons: 7
Coding region: 178-1281 (367 amino acids)
Biological process (GO): cytoplasmic translation
Cellular component (GO): cytoplasm
Molecular function (GO): GTPase activity; GTP binding
Source: RefSeq, a predicted model, not a curated record
UUACGAGUCAGCCAAACGUCAAUGUCAGAUUGUUCGUUUCUGGAAAUUGUACACGAACCGAGAUUGACACGCUUUCCUGCUAUUUAUAUAAUUUAUUGUGUAAAGCACUGCCUUAUUACGUUAAUUAUUUAUUUUAGAGCAUCUGAUUUAUAAAACCGAUCGAAGAAAACCUCGAAAAUGUCUACAAUACUGGAGAAAAUUGCGGCUAUCGAAGCCGAGAUGGCCCGCACACAAAAAAAUAAAGCGACAGCGCUACAUUUGGGUAUAUUGAAGGCACGUCUAGCAAAAUUGAGGCGAGAAUUGAUCACACCAAAGGGUGGCGGCGGAGCGACGGGCGAUGGUUUCGAUGUGGCCAAAACUGGUGAUGCCCGUAUAGGUUUCGUGGGCUUUCCAUCUGUAGGCAAGUCGACCUUGCUCUCUAAUUUGGCGGGAGUGUACUCUGAAGUGGCAGCGUACGAGUUCACAACGCUCACAACUGUACCGGGCUGUAUUAAAUACAAAGGUGCUAAGAUACAGCUUCUAGAUCUUCCCGGAAUUAUCGAAGGCGCCAAAGACGGCAAAGGUAGAGGUCGUCAAGUGAUAGCCGUUGCACGCACAUGCAGUCUUAUAUUCAUAGUAUUGGACGUCCUGAAACCCUUGCAGCAUAAGAAACUGUUAGAGCAUGAGUUGGAAGGCUUCGGACUUCGGUUAAACAAACAACCACCUAACAUACAUUUCAGGAAAAAAGACAAGGGUGGCAUCAAUUUGAACACUACUUGUCCACAAUCAGAGCUGGAUAUAGAAGCGGUGAAAACAAUCUUGUCUGAAUACAAAAUACACAACGCGGACAUAACGUUGCGCUACGACGCGACGAGCGACGAUCUCAUCGACGUCAUCGAAGGCAACAGGAUAUACGUACCUUGCAUCUAUCUGCUCAACAAGAUUGAUCAAAUCAGCAUAGAAGAGUUGGAUGUUAUCUACAAGAUCCCGCACUGCGUCCCGAUAUCUGCCCACCACAAAUGGAACUUCGACGAUUUAUUGGAGAAAAUGUGGGAGUAUUUGAAACUGGUCAGGAUAUACACGAAGCCUAAAGGACAACUGCCCGAUUAUAAUGCACCCGUGGUACUUCAUGCUGAUAGAACGAGCGUGGAGGACUUCUGUAACAAACUGCAUAGAUCUAUUGUGAAGGAAUUCAAGUAUGCAUUGGUCUGGGGGUCAUCGGUGAAGCAUCAGCCACAGAAAGUUGGUAUCGAACAUAUCUUAGCCGAUGAAGAUGUUGUCCAAAUUGUAAAGAAAGUGUAAAUUGUACAUAAGAAUAUAAAAAGUAUAUAUUUUUGCGAAAAAUAAAAUAUGCAUUCAAGCAAGGGUUAUGUUGGGUAUCUGAGAUGUUAAGUACACUUCUUGUUUAACUUUGUAAAGCAUAAUUAAAUAAAUGUAUGAUCAAAUGACUUUCCUAACGAAUAAUUAUUACUUGGGAAUAUAAUGAAAGAGCAUGCAAUAAAAUAAAACUUGAUGUCCAUAUAUUUAUUUUACUGAAGCAUUUUUGUUUCACUUUGAGCACAUUUUCAUAAAAAUGCGGAGGUUUAGUACUUUGCCGCAAUGUUUUAUUUUAAAAUUAUUGUGUCAAAUAUAGAUCACGAGUUGAUACAUUUUUAUCAGAUGUCAAUAAUGUUUCAACUUUAAAAUCCAAGUUUUAGGCGUAAAGAAGUGUAUUUGGCGCAUAUUCUUCAGAUACCCUAUUAUAUUUGUUAUCAAACAUAGUACAUGAAAUAAAGCAUUUUUUUACAUAAUUGUAUGUAUUAAGCAUUUACUAAAAUUCUAUGUCCACACCACACAAUAAUAUUUGUAUAAAAUAGUGCUGCUUAAAUAAUCUGUCACAUCAGGAAGUAAAUAAAUUAAUAAUGUAAGUUGAAUGUCUCUAGUAUUAUCAGUUUUUAAAUCAAAUUAUGUGAGAUAUAAGGCUAAGAGAAAGUGAGAACAAAAAAUAUAUUAAGAAUAUUUUGUAUGUACUUGGUCUUAUUUGGCUUUGAGCUAAAAUUUAACAAAAUAUAAAGGUACAAUAUAAAUAAUGUAAAAUGUAAGUAAAUUAAACUCCAUUUAUGAGUGUUGAAUGUUUAAAAUACUAGAGAUAUAACUAAUCUGUUUGACAUCGAAAUCAGCGCUAUGUGUGUUCUUAACGGGGAUGUUUUAUUAUGUUGUACAGAUGCUCAUUAAAUAAUGAAAUGAUAA